AAUGACUCUCAUUAUCUGCGUCUUAAGUAAUAUUUAACUUCAGAUAUAGUGUUAUAGUCUUAGCCAAUCAGGAAAGAGACUUUGACAUAUCUAUGAAAUCAUGCAACUGUGGGCAGAACAAAACAAAAGCACAUCUUACAUAAUACUGUCAUAUCCGUGCAUAUUUCUGAUGGAACAAUGUAUAAUAAAUAGUCAUCUCUACUCAAACAUGUUAUUAUAAAAUCUAAAAAGCAGAACUGUAACAAAAAAACUAACUUUUUUUAAAAGAAAACUUUUUUUUUUUUAAUUUUCACUCCUCAGACGCCAUAUGUUUUCAUCCUUUUGUGAUGACACCAUUCUAAAAUUUAAAAAGCUUUUAGUUUUUUAAAAAAAAUAUGUUUAUACUAUUUAUACAAAAAUUAUAACCUAUUAUUAAUUUUACUUUAAUAUGGAAGUUUGUCCCCUUCAUUCUCCAGUAUGUCUUCCUUUGUGUGAACAGAAGAAAGAAAAUCAAAUAGUUCUGUGUAAAGUGAUUUGAAAAUUAUGACAGUAUUAACUUUCCCUUUAACGCUUGUCUCUCCAAAUCUGACAUUAUGACAAAGGUUGCUGAGUGUAAGGGUGCUUUUAGCAAGUAUAUGUUUUUACAGAUAAAACGAGGCAAUUAGCUUAUGCAUAUUGUACUUACACAAAGGUAAGUUCUCGACUAUUUUUACCUCAAACAUUUACCGUACGUCAAGCUGAACUGACCGUAUAGACCGCAACAAACCAUUCAUGAUAUCUUAAAGAGACGUUUGAAGUUUAUAAUAACAGCAAUGGGCCUACGGAAAGUCAAUGAAAAAAACAUUGGUAGUCAUUGUUUUGCACAGACGUUCGUCGACGCCUUCUCUUAUCCAUUUAUUGGAUUUGCUACAUUAAUCAUUAACCCCAGCUAUGUUUGACUUGUACUGUAAAUGUCUUUUCCGCUUGUGUCAUAUGAACGCUGAAGGUGAAGGGUUCUGUGUUUUGGAUAAACUGUGACAAUUUCAAAGAUGCUUCAUACAUCAAACAUGCUUCACAGAAUUGGUGUGACUGAACUGCAGCCAUGACCCCAAAGGACAGCUGCCAAUCCUGAGGAGAUUUGUGUUUCAGAAAUGGCUUACCUGGCGCAAUCUGUCCACCGGCAGUUUGCAGGUCUGGUGUUGGGGUUUGUAGCAUGGAUAAUGACGGCCUCUGUUUCUGGCGUGAACGACUGGAGGAUUUGGUACGUAGACAAUACGACGGUCAUCACCGGUGGAGUGGCCUGGGUGGGCGUUUGGAGGGCCUGUUUCAACAGCCACGUUUUGGACUCUGCGGAGAUCUGCAAAAGCAUCGGCCUUACAGAUUCCUUCACUCCUCCAGAGAUUGCAGCUGCUCAGGUGCUUUGCAUGAUCGCUAUUGGCGUAGGGGUUGUUGCGAACCUGCUGGCUGGAUAUGCAGUGAGAAACGCCAUCUUCGGGGUAGACGGUGGCCAUGUCAGGUUGGCGUUUGUGAUGGCGGGUAGCUUGUAUUGGUUGACUGCCACGUGUUCGCUGGUCCCUGUCUUUUGGAAUAUGAGUUCGGUUCUGGCCAAUCUCACUAUAGAUUUUCCUCCUGAAUUUUACUUGCCUUCCACUCCUGUAAAACAGGAAGUGGGUCCUGGGAUCGGAAUUGGGAUCGGUGCAGGUUGUCUACUCAUUGUAAGUGGACUACUGUUAAUGUGCUACAGGUAUCCUAAAACCAAGAUGCCUUUGAGUGAAGAAAAUGGACAUUUUGACAAAAGUCAAAGGAAUGAAGGCUGUUUUGGUGUAAUUAAAGAGAGUGUGGAUGAAGGGAUAAUCAACACUGCCUUUGAAGCUUAGAAGCGCUAUUUAAAUCCAUAACUGUAUGGAAAGACUUUGAAAGAUCUAAAAUACUCAUUUUGGACUGUUUGAGGAGAACUUGUUUAUAUCUAAAUAGAAUAUACUUUAUUUAAAUUAUUUUAUUAUAAUUUGAAUAUUUCAUAAUUUAGUGAUAUGAAUAAAGGCAAGCUGUCUGAAUUGUAUUGAUAUCAGUCCUAUUACAGGUCGCAUAUCAACUUUUGUUUCUCUUAUUUUUGUUAUGUGAUAUGCAGGACACAAAUGCUAUGCUUGUUAAAUGUAUGUAGAUAUAUUUCAAAAGUUUGGGGGGGUAAGAUUUUGUUACCAAACCAUUGUUUGUUUAUUUAUUUAAUGAAAAUACAGAACAAGCAGCAGACAGCUUAUCACAAGCCUUAUUUACAUGUUUGUACAAUAAUGAAAUCACUGCAAUUUGAAAAACAGAAUGAUCCAGAUUAUCUGAUUAAAAAAUUUAGAAUAGCUAUA
Messenger RNA from Danio rerio (zebrafish), 2315 nucleotides. The record is from RefSeq and is a predicted model, not a curated record. Lineage: Eukaryota; Metazoa; Chordata; Actinopteri; Cypriniformes; Danionidae.